Molecule: messenger RNA, 291 nt
Organism: Rotaria sp. Silwood2
Lineage: Eukaryota; Metazoa; Rotifera; Eurotatoria; Philodinida; Philodinidae
Source: the annotation of a GenBank genome assembly
AUGAAGAAAAAUAAUUUAAAACCCUUUCACGAUAAUAAAAAAAGAAAAUCACAUAAUCAAAAAAUUCAUGAUGCACAUAUUUUACGAAAACAAGAAAAAGAAGAAGCUAAACAAGCUAAAGAAGCUCGUCAACAAGCAGUCAAUGCUGCUAUGGCUCGAUAUAAGGCAAAUAAACAAUCUCGAUUAAAAAAAUUAGUGAAAAAAACACGUCGUGGUCAACCUGUUAUGCAAGGACAAAUUGAAUUAUUACUUAAUAAAAUUCAACAACAAAAACAAAAAGAAAAACAAUAA